This is a messenger RNA of Spodoptera littoralis (African cotton leafworm), 837 nucleotides long. The record is from the annotation of a GenBank genome assembly. Lineage: Eukaryota; Metazoa; Arthropoda; Insecta; Lepidoptera; Noctuidae.
AUGUUGUUAGUGACCAGCAAUCGUCUCCAACUCCUUUUGGUGAACAUUCUAUCACUACUCAUGAGGUCGAGGCGACUGUCAUCGAAAACCCCUGAAAAUAUCGAAACGACGGACACGAUUGGUUUUGCACCACCAAUCUCUGAAAAGGCUAAUUUUCUCGAGACGACCGUUAUUGCAUCAAUCGCUGCUGUUGAACAUGAAAUGGUACCAGCUACUAGGCCCAUUGAUGUAACUCCAGUCCCAUCCCCAGUUCGUCCUUAUUGCGAAAACUGUGAAUCUCGCUUUUGCCCCAUAUGUGUAAACGACUAUAUGAUGAGUAUUGAUGACGUCUAUGAUAAUCUCCCAACACCUUCAACAAUGACUGACGCUUCUACUAUUGUAACUCCCUCUACACACAAAAAUAAAGAUCCAAACCAAAGAAAGAAGAUUUUUACAAAGUUCUGGGGACUAGACGAUCGAAAAAGGCAUUGGGAGUUUGUGAUCAAAUACACCAAAAAACUUCCUAAAGGACGUAAAACUACAGAAGAAACCAAACACAAGCGGGAAAACACUUUCGUCUACUACCUACCAAACUCACAGAAAGAAUCUAAAAGGGUUUGUAGAAAGAUGUUUUUAAGCACAAUAUCGUCUGGUGAACGAAUCGUAACUACGGCCUGGAAAAAAUAUGACGAAGAAAUCUCUAUAGCUGAAGACAAACGGGGCAAUUAUGAACACAAGCCUAGAGUCAUCGAUGACAUGAUGGUGCAGAGCGUGAAAGACCACGUGAACUCGAUCGAUCGGGUUGAAUCACAAUACACGCGAAAAGACUCCAAAAAGUUAUAUUUAAAGUAUAACUAG